Molecule: messenger RNA, 2640 nt
Organism: Nannizzia gypsea CBS 118893
Lineage: Eukaryota; Fungi; Ascomycota; Eurotiomycetes; Onygenales; Arthrodermataceae
Exons: 2
Coding region: 1-2640 (879 amino acids)
Biological process (GO): ubiquitin-dependent protein catabolic process; protein ubiquitination
Molecular function (GO): ubiquitin protein ligase activity
Source: RefSeq, a predicted model, not a curated record
AUGGCUGCAAACGACGGCGCCCUCGCUGCGGACGCUGCUUUGAAUGCUGUCAACACUACCGAGACAUGGUACGCUCUUCUACCAUCCGAGCCUCGAGACAUCCUCCUUUUCCCGUUUCGCCUUGUCUACCAUGCAGAGGUCUUCAUAAUUACACUACCUCGCCAGCUUGUUCGGUUCAUCGGGUUGGAUGCUGCGAUUUCGUCGGUCCUAGAUAGCACAGCUCGGGUUUUUGGUGUCGAAGGCGGAGAUGCGGCGGGUGAGGAUGCAGCGGCAGCGGCCGCUGUGAUUGCUGCGAUGACUGGUACUGAUGCGAACGGAGCGCUUCCUGGCGGUGCUGCGGCGGGCUCUGCCGCUUCGGCAGGGACCACAUCCGGGUUUAGCAUAGGAGGGUUCAUACCUUCGUUGAAGAAAUUUGGAGGAUUCUUCAACUACAUGACUACACGGUGGUCGCUGGCGUGUUUUAUAGUGGCAUUAGUUCUGAACCGUGUCACAGUUUAUGCGUCCCCUCGUCGGCAAGUGACUCUAAAGUGGCAUACAACCCUUAUUCUACGUAUUAUACCAAUCAUCCUCUUUGCCACACAGAUUCUACAGCUACUGCGCGCCAUUCGUUGCCAAACAUCUCCGCAAUACUCCGCUUUCCGUUAUGACCAGCCAGGAAAGCACUCGAGGCUAGACUAUGCUGGAGAAGGAGGAUUCUUAUAUAAUAUAAGUUCAUCCUUACUGCAAUGGGAGGACGAGCAGUCAUCAUGCAGCGCAACUUUCACAUCUCCGGGACCUGGCGUCACGUACGGCUCAUUUUCUCUCCUGUGGCCGGCAUUUCUUCGACUGUGUUUCGGCCAUUUCAUUGAUACACUGUCUGCCGCACUUCAGGGGAAACCUCUCGCCACGGAGGGCGGUAUGUCCGUCUUUGAACUUUCUCUUGCAUUUGCGGAGGCGGAGAUUCAAAUUGUUCGGUCAGUUGGAUUGGACUUCCUCGGCAUCACCAAAUCUACGGCUAGUGUAUCAGUCGAGGGUGCGGCCGUUGGGGAUGCCGCCUCGGCCAUUCCAUUAUUCUCAAAAGAUCGUAUCCUAGAACGACUCAAUGUCACUCCCGAACUGCUGGUUAUUGCGCUGUUAGCAUGCUGCAAUAGUCUAACAACGAACAUUUUAGAUAUCUUUGGGAAACAGAGCCAGUAUCGACUUAUCAACACCAGUUUCUGGGGACUCUCCUUCAUGGGAUUCAUGAUCUGGAGUUUCCUCAGAUCGUACCUAGACGGAAAUCAUGCUGGCCUGUUAAAUUUUCCCACUGUCUGCAUUGUGGGAUUUGUACCUCACCUUCUAAUGUUGCUAGGUAUAUUAACUUGCCUAACAAUAUACACAAUUGCCCUUCUUUUGACUGCAUACUCUCUUCCACCCAGCCUUCCGCGCCCCAACUCAUUCCGUGAACGGCUUGCUAUCGCCCAUGGAAAUAUGCAAAGCUCGACUCAAAUCCAGAAUACCCGUUUCCAGGUGCAUGAUGAUUUCUAUGCCACUCUCGUGAGGAUAGGUUAUGCCUCCUUAUCCGCUGCCAGUGAUGCUGUGUUUUUAAACGAAGGGAAGAGCGUGAAAGUCCGCAAAAUGACAUGGUUGGAAGAGGACAGACUUGCAGAGUUUACGGCUCGAAGGGGUCAAAGCAGCCAGGUGAGCUUUCAGCCAGUUGAUGACCUCCAACUUGAUGAGAACUUCGACUUCGAUAUCCCCAGUAACCCAAGGGAGUGGGAGAGUGGAUAUGGGAAAGAGAAAAAGUUUGAAAGGGCGCAAUCCAGCUCUCAUGCUAUGAAGAAGCAAUCUGGAUUGGGAAAUGUAGGAGCAUUUCGAGGGCCAACAAGGUGUUAUCAUGGUUUUGCAUUUUUCAAGGCAAUUCUCUAUAUGCUGGCAGGUUGGUGGGCGUUUGGGCUGGUAAGACUAUUGGACCACUUUAAAGUCGGACUGAAGCCUCAAUGGCUGGUGCAUCUUGCGGGUGUUCUACAACAUCCUAACAGCUCGAAUGAAGUGGAAAUUCGUCCGCCAUUAGAUUUCUGGAUUUUGACCGAUGAAGGUGUUUUAGAGCUUCCAGAAACCGACGACUUCGACGUGGAAAAGGAGAUGAGAAAAAGGGAGAUGAUGGUAAACGACUUAUGGGAUGAACAGCAGGAGGAGCAUCUAGACAACAAGCUUUACAAUUGGUGGAAGUUUGGUGGUUCCUGGGGAAAUCAAGAUAUGACCGAAGAUUAUUCUCCUCCACCCCAGGACUGGGAUACGACAAGUGUGGUAUCCACAUCCACAUCUGGAGAGACUGAAUGGGAGUCCUACGACUCUGAUGGCCGGCGGACGCCAACCCAGAGUAAUCCGUUUCCAGGCUUAUCCAGGGUACCAGAGAGAAGAUCGACAUGGUAUCUUUGGCUCGCCUGCUCGAUCCGAAGAUGGUGGAAGCACGAGAUGAGGCUCGCAUCUUAUCUUGCACAUAUCCUGGCUUCAAAUGAAGGCAAGAUCAUGACACGACGUCGCUUUCCAACAACGGUUAGACGUAGAGCGUGCGAGAAUUCUGACUUCGUCGAAUGCAUAUCGGCUAGCGGAAGGACCGCGAUCAACCCGCCCUACGAUGGAAGAGGAGUUGGAAAUCCUAGAAAACCUGAUCCUUGA